GCAGGGGGAUAAACAAUGCCCAAGCAAGCAGCAGUGACAGUUGCUGUGGCGACCCUGCUGGGUGUCGCGCUGGGGGGCCUGGUGUUGUGGAAAGCGGCCCAGCGCCGGAAAGGAAGAGCGUGCCCUGGGGACCAGCGAGAGAAAAAGGCAGGAGAUGAGGCAGUGAGUAAGGCAGAGGGUGAGGAGGUGCCUUCCUUCUUCAGAACUCCCACUUUCUCCCGGGCAGAGAGGAGCCUUGGUGCAGACAUAGUGAUAGUCUCAGAGCAGGAGGAAUGGGAUCGGGUCGAGCCGUUGCUGAAGAAGGAGCUGGAGAAGUGGCCAGUGCUUGGAAUUGAUUGUGAGUGGGUAUCUGUGGAGGGAAAAGCGAAUCCCGUAUCCCUUCUACAAAUGGCUUCUUCCAGUGGCUUCUGUGUUCUCAUCCGGUUGCCCAGGCUUGUCGCCAACAGACAGACUAUCCCAAAGACCCUGUUGGACAUCAUGGCAGAUAGUGCUGUAUUGAAAGUAGGGGUAGGAUGCUGGGAAGAUGCUUGCAAGUUACUUCAGGACUAUGGUCUUCCAGUCAAAGGGAGUGUGGAUCUCCGGUAUUUAGCCAUGAGACAGCGGAAGGAUCUACUUCACAACUGCCUUAGCCUUAAGUCUUUAGCUGAAAAAGUCCUGAACUGCCCGCUUGACAAGUCUCCUCAUAUGCGUUGCAGCAACUGGGAGGCAGAAGAACUGACACAACAUCAGGUUCUCUAUGCUGCUAGGGAUGCCCAGAUCUCAGUGGCUCUGUUCCUCCAUUUGCUGGGAUUUGCCUGCCUCCCUGCUGUAUCUGAAGGUGAAAACUCUGCUGCUGCUUGGGAAAAAGUACUGAGUAAAUGCCAGGGCUUGGUGGAUAUUCCAUUUAGAGGAAGGAAGAGUGGCAGCACAGGAGAGAAGAGUGGAGAGGCACGCUCCCCUCAGAAAAUAAAGAAUCGGAAAUCUUUGGUGAAUGUCCAGUCCUCUGGCAGUCAGCAAGUGAGAGAUCCUCGGAGGCAGAAGCGAAAGCCUCUGGGUGUGGGAUAUUCUGCAAGAAAAUCUCCACUGUAUGACAACUGCUUCCUGCAUGCACCAGAUGGACAGCCCCUGUGCACCUGUGAUCGCAAGAAGGCUCAGUGGUAUCUGGACAAGGGGAUCGGAGACCUAGUUAGCACAGACCCGUUUGUUGUGAAGCUGCGGUUUGAGCCUUCAGGACGUCCUGAGUCUCAAGUCGAUUAUUACCUGACAGUGAAAGAGAACCUGUGUGUUGUAUGUGGCAAACGGGAGUCCUACAUCCGGAAGAACAUUGUUCCUCACGAAUACCGAAGACACUUCCCCAUCCAGAUGAAGGACCACAACUCCCAUGACGUGCUCCUACUCUGCACGUCCUGCCACGCCGUCUCCAAUUACUACGACAACCACCUCAAGCAGCAGCUGGCCGAGGAGUUUGGUGCCCCCAUUGGCUCGGAGGAGGGAGUGCGUAUGCUGGAGGACCCUCUGCGCAGGCAGGUGCGCUCAGGGGCCCGAGCUCUGCUGAAUGCAGACAGCCUGCCUGAUCCCCGAAGGGCAGAACUUCUGCAAGGCAUCAAGGACUUCUUUAACACAGAAGCAGUGACCCCGGAGAUGCUCCAGGAAGCAGCUGGUCUGGAAACCAGGAUCUGCAAUGAGAGCUACAUGCCACACGGACUGAAGGUGGUGCAGUGCUUUGCUAAAGGAGGCCUGCGCUCCCUGAUGCAGCUGGAGAGACGCUGGCGGCAGCACUUCUUGGACAGCAUGCAGCCCAAAUACCUCCCAGAGCAGUGGUCAGUGGACCAUAACCACACAAAGCUGAUCCGAAAGUAUGGGGAGGAUCUUCAGAUCGAGCUGUCCUGAAAGUCACUUCCUGGACUCCAGAUAGGAUCUAAUGGACAUAUGUAACUGAAGGUGGAAGGACUGCUUUUAUUUCCGUUUCUCCACUAACACCUGAACCUGGGUUUGUGAACAGGCAUCAAUGGGUCUGCCAGAUUUGGCAUUUAUAAGGAGUUAAAUCCGUUGACUUGAAUUUUAUCAGGUGGUUUGGAAUUUUUAACCCUAGACUCACUGAUUAGUUCAGUGCAAGAGCGAUAUGCUAAGGGAAUUAUCCUUCUCUAGUCGACUGUUGGGAGUUAUUUUCUACCCCCGGGAUGUCUGGUGCCUCCAGGCCAUCUCUUUUAACACAGAGCACAAUAUGUACACGUUUCCAGGUUUUCUGAGAGAUGUAUAUGUGCACCUUGGCUGCACCUCAAGAAUCUCCUGAUAAAAAUCUUUGCUUUCAGUGCAGUUGUACUCACAUGAGUUCUUCUCAGAGAAGACUACCCACUAGAGAGAGAUUCCUUAUUUGGAAGUAGCAAAGAAACCUUACCUUUAUUUUAUUUUAUUUUAUUUCAGAUUCUGAGCUGUAUCAGCAUUCCAGAUAGGCCUCACUGUCCUGGUGCUUGAGGAGUAGUAGUACUGUUUGGCAGUGUGGAAGCUCCCAUGUCAAGGUUUUUAAAUAGCUUCCAGCAGCACAGAGUCUGUUUAAAAAAAAAAAAAAAAGAGAGAGAGAGAGAUUUACCAAUUCUACUUGUUUUUCCUGAGCAGCUCUCAGCAGGUACCUUUUCACAUCAGAGUAAAAUGUGACCAGGUGUCUUGAAAGGGAUGAGAAGAAACAAAUUUUUAUUAAAAACCAGCAUCUUUUAAGAGGUCAGAUCAUGUGUGGCAGGAAACUGGAAAAUCUGGUGUUCUGUUCCUGGAUUUGACUUGUGUGGUGGUGAGCAGGUCAUACUCUCUCCAUGCCUGUCUCUAAAAUGGGACUAAUAAUACUUACCUAUCUCACAACGGUGUUGUGAGGAUUAAUUAAUUAAGAUUUUUGUAAAAUGCUUUAAAAACGUGAGCCAGUGUGUGCUAAUUACUAUUGUUGUUUUUAAAAUUGUGCUGCUGUUUUGACUUUUCAAAAAUAUACAUGUUUUUUUGCCUGGUGUUAGACUCUAGUUAAAAUAUAACUUUUUAAAAGUACAUACCCAUUCCUGUGAAAUCAGUUUUGAUGAUUUUGAUUGCAUGAGAUGAUUGUGCUUCUCCUGAAUGAAACUAUGCUCAACUUCAAUAAGCCUCUGUAGAGAAGUUUGGUUAAGGCUCUAACCAUGCUCCACACUGCUGUGUAUAGCACAGUUGACCCAUAUUUCAUGAUAACAUUUGGGCAGAAUGCUAUUGGGCUUGCUGUGAUAGUGGUGGAAAGUCUCCUCUAUCAGAUGAUUUAAGAAAUCUCAUAGGCCAGGGGUGAAAAACAUGUUUGUAGCAGAGCCUGUUUGAGAUGUGUAGGAGCCAUGGAGAAAUUAUACGUUAAUGUCAUCCCAGAGGAGCUGCAGAAACAGUCCGGCUAAAAGAAAUCAAAGGUUUGUGAUAAAUAGUACUUAUCACAGAGCCACAAACAAGACCAUUUUCAUUAUAAGGGCAAUUUUAUGUCUUUCUUGCACCAUUGACAGGUCUUGACAAAAACUGAUGAAGCCGAUGUGUUCUGUCACUGUGCUCAUUCACACGGCUGAUUGUAAUCUCAGCAAGAACCUCCUGUCUACAGCAGGAGCUUGGAUGUAACUACUUGCCAAAGCAUUUUGAGCAUGUGUUCAGGUAGUGUUAUCUCCUGUCUUUACUAAUAUCAGGUCAGCGUGGUGAGAGCUCUUUGCAUGGUUCUGAAAACCCUUUUCAGCCAUCAAGAGUAUAAACUCUCCCUCUCAUUUCUUUGUUCUGUUUUUCUCCCUUUGUUCUGAUGCAUGAACUCCUGAUAAAGCUGCCCUUGUUUACAGGAACCCAUAGGUGACAACAGGGCCUUUGUCUUUUUUCUCUUUACUGAGAAAAGAAAAUGAUGUUGGGAAAGGAAUUAGACUAAGGGUUCUCUAACUUAAGGAGUUGGUGGUAUCACUAAAGAACUUUUUAAUUUUUGUCAAGUCACUUGUUUAGAAAUAGGAGUUUGCAAGGAAAACUUCCUUCAUAAAUAUUUUCUUAGCUAGUAUUCUUCGUUGUUGGUUGUAAGAUAGCCUUAACUUGCAUGAUUUUAAGUCAACCUGAAAGAGGGGGGAAAAGGUAUAUUUAUUGUGUAGAAAUAGAUUAUUUUUAUAUGAUUGUGAUUUGACAUGUUUUUGCCUUUUAAUAGAAUAUGCUUGCUCUUUCUGUUCAAUAGGUCUUGCAUAUGGUUAUCAAGAACACUUGCUGGUUUACAGGGUCGUAGCAGUUCUACUGGGAGGGUCAGAAUGUACUGAUUACUUGAAUUAUUAUCAGAGUACACUGCUUCCUCCUUGUAGAGUUGCUCAGGCUCUGAAAUGUAUGCUGGUCAGAGGAAGAGCAAAACCAGCCUACAGAUAAAACUACA
Messenger RNA from Oxyura jamaicensis (ruddy duck), 4357 nucleotides. It is a transcript of the gene EXD2, whose product is annotated as exonuclease 3'-5' domain containing 2. Gene Ontology annotation, cellular component: nucleus; cytoplasm. Gene Ontology annotation, molecular function: nucleic acid binding; 3'-5' exonuclease activity. The transcript is spliced from 8 exons. Bases 16 to 1869 code for a protein of 617 amino acids. The record is from RefSeq and is a predicted model, not a curated record. Gene Ontology annotation, biological process: nucleobase-containing compound metabolic process. Lineage: Eukaryota; Metazoa; Chordata; Aves; Anseriformes; Anatidae.